AUGAUCGACGAAGGAAAGCUUCAACAGUAUGUGAAGAAGAAUCCAUCACAAGUGAAUACAUUAGAUCUUCGAGAAAUCAGAGUGAGUCAUGCAAGAGUCAAUUCAACUUCAAGGAAGGCUGAUGAGAAUGCAACACGUCUGAAGAUGCGCCAUAUCCAGGAUUGGCGGAUUUCGAAUAAGGUUGACUAUGCUAAUCUUAUCGGUACGGAAACUCUAGAGGAAGGAAAGACAGAGAUAUGUUUUUCAGUUGCUGAUCUUGCUAGUGUUUACCAACCACAUAACGACGCAAUUGUUAUCUUAGCACUCAUUGGAAUGUACAAGGUACGUCGAGUUCUAGUCGAUACUGGAAGUUCGAUUAGCGUCAUAUUCUACGGAGCAUACACAUCAAUGAGCUUGAAUGAAAGUCAAGUUGAACCUGAUGAUAAUCCGAUUAUCGGCUUUAGCGGAGAGACAAUGACAGCAAUAGGAAGAUGCUUCCCAACCUCUUAUCAAGGAAGAGGGGAGGAAGGACCGCCAACUAUUGAGGAGUUGGUGGAAGUUCAAAUUGGAGAUCAAAAGGAACACACAACCUUCAUCAGCGCUGAACUACCGUUAGGGGAAAGUGAAAGUUUGAUUACCUUUUUGAAAGAAAAUAAAGAUGUGUUCGCUUGGAGUCUCAAAGACAUGCCGGGCAUUGAUCCAUCCAUCGCAUGCCAUCGAUUGAAUAUUGAUGAGGGUUUUAAACCAGUAAUGCAAAAACCACGGAAGAUGGCUCCUGAACGAAAGGAAAAAGUAGGAGAAGAGAUUGAGAAAAUGCUAGAGGCUCGGAUCAUCAAACCCGUCAGAUAUCCUAAAUGGUUGGAAAAUAUUGUUGCAGUACCAAAAAAGAAUGGGAAAAUCAGAGUAUGCAUUGAUUUCACCAACUUGAAUAAGGCAUGUCCAAGUGAUCCUUAUCCGAUGCCCAGGAUUGUCGAUCUAGUCGAUUCCACCUAG
Messenger RNA from Papaver somniferum (opium poppy), 972 nucleotides. RefSeq lists its product as uncharacterized. NCBI's taxonomy places the organism in Eukaryota, Viridiplantae, Streptophyta, Magnoliopsida, Ranunculales, Papaveraceae. Gene Ontology annotation, molecular function: aspartic-type endopeptidase activity. The transcript has 2 exons. Gene Ontology annotation, biological process: proteolysis. The record is from RefSeq and is a predicted model, not a curated record. The coding region runs from base 1 to 972 and encodes 323 amino acids.